Messenger RNA from Stylophora pistillata, 979 nucleotides. RefSeq lists its product as uncharacterized. NCBI's taxonomy places the organism in Eukaryota, Metazoa, Cnidaria, Anthozoa, Scleractinia, Pocilloporidae. The record is from RefSeq and is a predicted model, not a curated record.
AUGUGUUUUAGUGGUGCCACAUUAUGUGGUGGUAUUUCGCCUACAGACUAUAGAAACCUGCAAGGGCUGGAUUUUAAGAAAUGGCAAAGACUUGUUAUGUCAGAUGACCUUGGUAACGCAAUGUUUCUCAUUUAUUUCACAGUUGCAGCAACAAAUGGGCACGUUUCCAUCAAGCCUGUUACAGCCUAUGUGACAGAAACUGUGAACCUUUUUUACACAAGAUCGGUAAACGACAGAGAUAGCAGCUUUCGCAAGUAUGCAGUGUCGAAAGACCAUGUAAACUUCAUCACUCUUGGACAGGAAAAAGAUGGAAAGGAUAAAUUUUUCUGCACCGAAAAUACAGAUUACUCAGACAUCUGCCAGGAGCGUUUCUCCUUUCGUUAUGUCAACGACACACAUGUGUCAUUUCAGAUAAGAAAUGUAACACUACCAGAUGCUGGGCUGUAUGACUGUCACAAGUAUUUCUCCGAGGUUGGGGUCACCAAGGACCCAGGAUAUGAACAUAUCAAUUUGAGUGUACAAGCAGUCGGCAAUAAAGAAAUUAUGUCCCCCAUUGUUCUCUGGACAACAAGUCCUCAUUCAGAAAAACCAGUGGUUGAAACAAAAGAAAUAAAUUCCACGAUUGUUUCUAGGGCCACAAGCCAUCACUCAGGGAUAUUUCAGCCUUUCUUUCUCAUGCUGAUGGUGGUAACCACUCUAAUUCGGGCCUUGUUCUAUUAGACAUGGGAACAUUACGAGGACACUUCACAGUUCAUGAUUGAAUGUAUUUCCCUGGUUGAGCUGACCAUAUUAUUUAUUUUAUGAUAAUUAUGAUAAUUGCUAUUAUUAUUAAUAGUUAUUACUAUUUUUAUUAUUGUAAUUAUUGGCCAUUAAUGAUUAUCAAUGGCCAACAUUAAAAAAGAAUAUGUAUCAUUUUGUCAAUGCUAAGUAAGUAAAUAUAGCAAAGGGACAGAGAAAAAAAAUUUACAGAUACAUAUUU